AUGCCUUUUUUUGCUAAUAUACUCAAGAAACCAUUUGAAGCGAAAUUCGACGUUGAAUAUUGCACGGCGAACAGAAUUUUUAGAAAUGAUACACCAAACAUUCAGGGAAAGGUUACAAUAAGUGCUCUAAAACAAAUCAGUAAGGUGAUUGAAAUAGAUGUUGGAUUCAAGGGCCUGAUACAUAACUACUUCAAACAAGUUUAUGUGACUUAUAGUUUUACAAUGACGGGGGCUGUUACCCGUGUUAAGGAACUCAAGGAAGAUCGUUUAUUAUUUGAGCAGGUGGAUGAAAAGAAAUUUGAUAAUCCAAUCGAUAUCAAAGAUAACGGAAAACCAAUUAUUAAAGACUUUAAUUUUUGUUUCCCAUCUACAAUAGAUCUUCCAAGUACUUGCGACAAAUUAGGAGGUAAUGCAGAUAAUCAGGGACAUACAACAGUAUCAUACUACCUAUAUGUUAUAAUCAGACGAUCUGAUGGAGUGUUUCACUCCGGGGAUCUUGAAAUAAAGUAUCCUAUCUUGUUCCAAGGUGCAAGUGAGGCUUUUGCACGUGAUAUCAUGAAAACUGUGAAAUGCAAGAGUACCUUUGAAUCAAAACUUAAAAGAAGAAUUUGGGAUAUGAAGCAGAAGCAAUUCACUACAAAUCCAAUAGCAAGAGCAAGAAGACAUACGCGAGGGAUUAGACAACUUUGGGACGUUAAUUAUCGGAAGGAAAAUUAUGGGAUUUAUGCACAGGAUGUUACGCUCUAUUGCAAUUUCGUAUACUGUGAGAAUUUCAACCUCAUGCGGCCUUUGAACGAGUUGCUUUGGCUUAGAUUUUAUGUUAGAGGUCGCAAAUUAAAUGAUAACAACGAGAAACCAAUUCUGGACGAAAAUUUCUGUAUCAACGGGAAAUCAACUGGCCUUGGCCGCUUUUCAUUAAAGGAAUUAAAUAUAAGACUUUAUCAUGAUAUGAUCAUACGUACGGAGUACGCACGAUAUCAAUCCAAAAUCUUGGAUGAUUUAUAUCUGGUGCAACCGUCGGGAGGAAGUUUUAUCAUGGACGUUUGCAAUUUUUCGUAUGAUUCCAAGCAGAACAUUUGGUAUCAGGAUGUUUCCAUCAAUGAAAUACUGGGGAAAAAAUCUUCAGAUAUCCCAUUGAUAGACGAACUAAUUAGACCGGUUAUGUGCACAUAUUCAUUAGAAUCAUUUCUACGGGCAGUAACAGGCUUAAGAUUUGCUCUUAAGGUUGGAACAGACGAGACUGACAGUGAAAAUGUAAAAGAUCUUGAAGCUGAGGCUCCAGCAGUCGUUACAUGUUUUGAAAACCUUCCUGCCUAUGGGGAAGAGCCUGCUCCAGAUGAAAUGACCCUUCCUCCAGCUUUCAGCACUUAA
This is a messenger RNA of Brettanomyces bruxellensis, 1371 nucleotides long. RefSeq lists its product as uncharacterized. Lineage: Eukaryota; Fungi; Ascomycota; Pichiomycetes; Pichiales; Pichiaceae. The transcript has a single exon. The record is from RefSeq and is a predicted model, not a curated record. Bases 1 to 1371 code for a protein of 456 amino acids.